This is a messenger RNA of Micromonas commoda, 1374 nucleotides long. Its product is annotated as cation diffusion facilitator family. The record is from RefSeq and is a predicted model, not a curated record. Gene Ontology annotation, cellular component: membrane. Gene Ontology annotation, biological process: transmembrane transport; monoatomic cation transport. NCBI's taxonomy places the organism in Eukaryota, Viridiplantae, Chlorophyta, Mamiellophyceae, Mamiellales, Mamiellaceae. Bases 1 to 1374 code for a protein of 457 amino acids. The transcript has a single exon. Gene Ontology annotation, molecular function: monoatomic cation transmembrane transporter activity.
AUGAGCGGCGCGAAUACCCCCGCCGCCGCCUCUGAUGCCCCCGCGGCGGUUCGCACUUUUUCGCGCGGCGGGAAAGAUGAGCCCGACGCUCGCGACGACGAUUGCGAUUCGCGCGCGUCUUCCUCCGGGGACCGCCCCGACGACCAGCUCGAGAGGCAGUGCGGGGAAUGGUGCGUGCCCCUCGACGACCUCGACGACAACGACACGUCCGCGUCGGACGCCGAGUACUUCAGCACGGUCGUGUGGACCGCGGCGAUGGGAACAGCCGUCGACGCGGUCCUCGCCGUCGUAAAGUUCGCCGCGGGGUUCGCAUUCGCAUCCUCCGCGCUCGUCGCCGACGCCGUGCACUCCGCAUCGGACGUCGUCUCGGAUCUCGUCGUCAUCGCCGCGGCCAGGUACGCCAGCGCGCCCCCGGACGCGAGGUAUCCGUACGGCCGCGGGCGCUGGGAGGCGGUCGCCACCCUCUUCGUCUCCGUCGCGCUCGCGUGGGCGGCGUCUACGCUCAUCGUGGAGUUUGCCGAGAGGCUCGCAGCGGCGUACGACGGUCCCCUCGGUCGGCACUUGGGCAACCCCGGGGCCCCACCGCGUUCGUUGCUCCCGAGCACCAGGAACGCGCUGCUCGAGGUCCUCCCGGCGAACAGCGGCGGCGCAUCGUCGACGUCGAUCCUCGACGACGUCGCGGCGGCGAUGCGGACGGAGGACCCCACCGACGCUUCGCACUUCCGACCCUCGACGAAGGAGGCGGAUCCUAAUGAGGGAAAAACCGUCGGUACCGCCAUGGACUCCGCCGCGGUGCUCGUCGCGCUCCUGUCCGUCGUCGCCAAGGAGGCGGCGUUCCAGGUGACGAACCGCGUCGCGAACCGCAUCGGGUCCAAGGUGCUCGCGGCGAACGCGUGGCACCACCGCUCCGACGCCGUCUCCGCCUUCGCCGCGCUCGUGGGCGUCGCCGGCGCCGCAGCCGGGUUCGCGUGGCUGGACGCAGCCGCGGGGGUCGCCGUGUCCGCGCUGGUGCUCAAAGCCGGGUGGGAGAUCGGCAAGGGCGCGACGAUGGCGCUCGUCGACGAGAACGCCGCGGACGGGGAGGUGGAGGAGGCGGUCGGGGCCGCCGCGUCGGAGGCGCUAGGGACGGGGGCGAAGAGCCCGACCGUCGCGGGUCUUCGCGCGAGGCGCGUCGGGCGAAGAACGCACGUGGACUGCUGGGUGGAGCUGGACCCGGCGUCGCAGACCAGCGUCGGGGACGCGUUGCGUCGAACGGAGGAGCUCCGGGCCGGCGUGCGGCGGAGACUGGGUAACGAAGCGGGGGACGUGACGGUGCAGCUUCGGUGGAAGGAGGAGGCGUACACCGGCGGGGCGUUCAUGUACGCCUACCUGUGA